Emys orbicularis (European pond turtle) is the source of this 1188-nucleotide messenger RNA. It is a transcript of the gene PROKR1, whose product is annotated as prokineticin receptor 1. The transcript has 2 exons. NCBI's taxonomy places the organism in Eukaryota, Metazoa, Chordata, Testudines, Emydidae. Gene Ontology annotation, molecular function: neuropeptide Y receptor activity. The record is from RefSeq and is a predicted model, not a curated record. The coding region runs from base 1 to 1188 and encodes 395 amino acids. Gene Ontology annotation, cellular component: plasma membrane. Gene Ontology annotation, biological process: neuropeptide signaling pathway.
AUGGGGCAGGAAGAGCACAACACCACCACCACCACCAUCAUCAACUUCGCUGCCAUCUACAACCUCCACAGUGGGGACUUCACCUCCUUCCGAAAUUUCUCCUUCCCAUUCAAUUUCAGCUACAGCGAUUACGACUUGCCCCUGGACAGUGAGGAUGAUGUGACCAAAACCCGCACCUUCUUCGCGGCCAAGAUUGUGAUUGGGGUGGCGCUCAUCGGCAUCAUGCUGGUCUGUGGCAUCGGCAACUUCAUCUUCAUCGCUGCCCUGGCCCGCUACAAGAAGCUGCGCAACCUCACCAACCUACUGAUUGCUAACCUGGCCAUCUCAGACUUCAUCGUGGCCAUCGUCUGCUGUCCCUUUGAGAUGGACUACUACGUGGUGCGGCAGCUGUCCUGGGAGCACGGCCAUGUGCUCUGUGCCUCCGUCAAUUACCUACGCACCGUCUCCCUGUACGUCUCUACCAAUGCUCUCCUGGCUAUAGCCGUAGACAGGUAUCUGGCCAUUGUCCACCCACUCAAACCACGUAUGAAUUAUCAAACAGCUACUUUCCUAAUUGCCUUGGUCUGGAUAGUCUCCAUACUCAUUGCGAUACCAUCUGCAUAUUUUGCUACUGAAACUGUAAUAUUCAUAGUAAAAAAUCAGGAGAAAAUUUUUUGUGGCCAGAUUUGGCCAGUUGACCAGCAAAUGUAUUAUAAAUCCUACUUCCUCUUCAUCUUUGGCAUUGAAUUUGUUGGACCCGUAAUCACAAUGACCCUGUGUUAUGCCAGGAUCUCCAGAGAGCUUUGGUUUAAAACUGUCCCAGGGUUCCAGACAGAACAGAUCAGAAAGAGGCUCCGGUGCAGAAGAAAAACAGUCAUGGUACUUAUGUGUAUCCUAACUGCCUAUGUCCUCUGCUGGGCCCCAUUCUAUGGAUUCACAAUCGUCCGUGACUUUUUCCCCACUGUCUUUGUGAAAGAGAAGCAUUACCUUACAGCCUUUUACAUAGUUGAGUGCAUUGCCAUGAGCAACAGCAUGAUCAACACCAUGUGCUUUGUAACUGUAAAGAAUAACACCAUGAAGUAUUUGAAGAAGAUCAUGUUGCUUAGGUGGAGAUCUACAUAUAACGGCAGCAAAUCUAGUGUAGAUUUAGACAUUAAAACUAGUGCAAUGCCUGUCACAGAAGAGGUAGACUGCAUAAAAUUAAAGUAA